AUGGAGGAAUCAGACUCGGGUACUAUGAUCAAGCUCACGGCCUCCAAUUACACUCUGUGGAGGUCUCAGAUGGAGGAUCUCCUUAAUUGUAAGGAUCUGGGAGAUCCUUUGGAUUAUAAAGGUAUGAAACCAGAUUCCGUCAAAGAUGAUGAUUGGAGAAGAAUGAAUAGGAAGACCAUUGGUCAAAUUAGACAAUGGAUUUACCAUAAGGUAUAUCAUCACGUCGCACAAGAGACUGAUGCUUAUAGUCUUUGGGAGAAGUUGGAAAACAUGUACCAGGCCAAGACUGCUCGCAACAAAGCCAUGUUAAUAAGACGGCUUGUUAAUCUAAAGUUAAAAAGCAGGACCUCUAUAGGUGAACAUACUAGUGAGUUCCAAAACCUAGUAAAUCAGCUUUCAUAA
This is a messenger RNA of Malania oleifera, 402 nucleotides long. RefSeq lists its product as uncharacterized. The transcript has a single exon. The record is from RefSeq and is a predicted model, not a curated record. The coding region runs from base 1 to 402 and encodes 133 amino acids. Lineage: Eukaryota; Viridiplantae; Streptophyta; Magnoliopsida; Santalales; Ximeniaceae.